AUGUUCCUGCUUCUAUUAACGUUUACAGCACCGCUGUUACUGGUGUGGGUUUAUGUGCGCUGGUUGAAAGUGAAACGAUACUGGGCGGACCGAGGAGUACCCUUCGUCCCGCCAAACCCACUGCUCGGGAAUUUGACGUUCCUACAACGCUAUAAUUCGGGGAUAUGGAUGAGGAACUUGUACCACAGCUACCGCAGGCCGUACGUGGGCAUCUGGCUGUUCUGGCGGCCGGCGCUGGUCGUCAACAGUGUGGAGAUCGGCCGGCGCGUACUGAUCAGCGACGCAGCAUUCUUUAGGGACCGCCUCGUAACUUCUGGAGAUUCUGAUCCUAUCGGGAAAUAUAAUCUGUUCACUGUCAAGGAACCAGUGUGGUCGUCCCUCAGACGUCGCCUGACGCCAGUGUUCACCGCGGCCAAGCUGCGCAGCAUGCACAGCCUCGUUAACAUGAAGACCAAAGAGCUGAUGCAGAGAAUACAAAAUGAUAUGACGGAGAGUCAAUCUGUCAAUCUUAGGAAAGUGUUCACGGACUACACGACGGAUGUGAUCGGUGGCGUAUCGCUGGGCUUCGUGGGGGAGGCUACGUUGUCGGGGCGCGGUCCCUUGCGCACCGUCACACAGCAGUUCAUGGACUACGACUUUUUUCGUGGUGUCAGCUGGCUACUGAUGUUCUUCUGGCCCACUUGGGUUAAUUUCUUCGGAUUAACCGCAUUCCCUAAAAGUUCCAUAGACAUAUUGAAGCGAGUGUACCAGACCGCACUGACACAGCGCGGGGGCUAUGAGACCGAGGUGAAGGAGACCAGAGACCUGCUCGAUGCUCUCAUAAAGAUCAAACAAGACCGUGCCAGAGACAACGAAGAUAUGCCAGAAGAGAAGUUGAUAGCUCACACGGCGGUGUUCGUACUGGGUGGGUUUGAUACCACCGCCACCGUUCUCAGUUGGUGCGUCUAUGAACUUGCAUUCCAUCCGGAAAUACAGGAAAAUAUGUACAUCGAACUUCUAAACUUACAAGAAGAUGAGGAAAAACUAAAAGACUUUGAUGCUGGGAGCCUGUCUAACUUGAGUUACUUGAACGCUGUCAUAGACGACCACGUCUAA
Molecule: messenger RNA, 1095 nt
Organism: Papilio machaon (common yellow swallowtail)
Lineage: Eukaryota; Metazoa; Arthropoda; Insecta; Lepidoptera; Papilionidae
Product: cytochrome P450 6k1-like
Exons: 8
Coding region: 1-1095 (364 amino acids)
Molecular function (GO): heme binding; oxidoreductase activity, acting on paired donors, with incorporation or reduction of molecular oxygen; monooxygenase activity
Source: RefSeq, a predicted model, not a curated record